Messenger RNA from Acanthosepion pharaonis, 669 nucleotides. NCBI's taxonomy places the organism in Eukaryota, Metazoa, Mollusca, Cephalopoda, Sepiida, Sepiidae. The record is from the annotation of a GenBank genome assembly.
AUGACUUUUUCUUUCUUUCUUUCUUUCUUUCUUUCUUUCUUUCUUUCUUUCUUUCUUUCUUUCUUUCUUUCUUGUUUGUUUGUUUGUUUACUUCUUUCUUUCUUCCUUUUAUUUUGUUUCCUUUAUUUUCUGCCCUUUCAUUUUUCUUAUUCUUUUCUUUGUUUAUGUCAUUGUUUCUUUCUUUGUGUCUCUUUCUUUUUCUUUCUUUUUGUUUUUGUUUCUUUCUUUGAUUCUGUCUUUGUUUCUUUCUUUCUUUUUUCUUUUCGUCCUUUCUUUUUUCCAUCCACGACUAGAUUUCUUUGUUUAUCUUUUUUUUCUGCUAUUUCAUUUUUUAACACUAAUCCUGCCUUUCUUUCUUUGAUUCUUUCUUUCUUUCUUUCUUUCUUUCUUUCUUUGAUUCUUUCUUUCUUUCUUUCUUUCUUUCUUUCUUUCUUGUUUGCUGUUUGUUUAUUCUUUUCUUUCUUUAUAUCAGUAAUCCUUUCAUUCGUUCCUUUCUUCUUUCUUUUUACCUUCUUUCUACUGACUUUUUUUUAUCUCAAAAUUCAAUGUAGGAUUUUUUCGUUCCAUUUCUCUCGUUUUUCCUUCAUAUGGCGGUUUUAUAUUUUUCAAUUCUUUUUACGAUAUUUCUUCAUUUUUCUCUUUAUCUUAUUUUAUAUUCCAUUCAUAUGA